AUGCAUUUCUCUCAGGCUACCAUCGCGGCCGUUGUCGCUGCUGGCUUCGUCUCUGCCGCUCCCACCAUUGAGAAGCGCGCUGGUAUCACUGAUGCCGACAUUCUCCAGUAUGCCCUGACUCUGGAGCACCUCGAAGACACCUUCUACCGUGAUGGUCUUGCCAAGUACGACGAGGCCGCCUUCAAGAGCGCCGGCUUCGACUCCACCGUCUACAACAACCUCAAGUCCAUUGCCAGCGACGAGGCUGCCCACGUCGACUUCCUGACCAAGGGCCUUACCGCUGCUGGUGCCAAGCCCGUCGCUGCCUGCACCUACGACUUCGGCUACAAGGACGUCAAGUCCUUCCUGGCUACCGCCUCCAUCCUUGAGGGUGUCGGUGUGUCCGCCUACCUCGGCGCCGCCGCCGACAUCAUGUCCAAGACCUACCUCACCGCCGCCGGCUCUAUCCUGACCGUCGAGUCGCGUCACUCCUCCUACAUCCGCGCCAGCCUGGGCCAGAAGCCCUUCCCCCAGCCGUUUGACACUCCCCUUUCCCUCAACGAGGUCUACUCCCUGGCAUCUGGCUUCAUCAAGUCUUGCCCCGACAGCAACGCUGCCCUCCCCGUCAAGGCUUUCCCCGCUGUCGCCGUCUCUGCCGACACCAAGAUGCCCAUCAAGGCUGGUGACACGAUCACCCUCUCCACCCCCGGCUACCAGCUGAAGGGCUCCAGCGCCGACACCAAGAUCUACGCUGCCUUCAUCGCCGUCACUGGCCCUACCUUCGCUGACGCCACCCCCGUCGAUGGCGGCUUCAAGGUCACCAUCCCCGAGGGCUUCGCUGGCCAGACCUACGCUGUCCUGACCAGCUGCAAGGAUGCUGUCAACGACGACACCGUCGCUGCUGGCCCUGCCAUCAUUGAGAUCUCUUCUUAA
This is a messenger RNA of Akanthomyces muscarius, 912 nucleotides long. RefSeq lists its product as uncharacterized. The transcript has 2 exons. The record is from RefSeq and is a predicted model, not a curated record. The coding region runs from base 1 to 912 and encodes 303 amino acids. Lineage: Eukaryota; Fungi; Ascomycota; Sordariomycetes; Hypocreales; Cordycipitaceae.